Knipowitschia caucasica is the source of this 777-nucleotide messenger RNA. The record is from the annotation of a GenBank genome assembly. Lineage: Eukaryota; Metazoa; Chordata; Actinopteri; Gobiiformes; Gobiidae.
AUGUACUCAGUCUCAGGGCGUAAGAGGAAGCUGCUCACAGGCCGUGGACCAGCUCAUUAUGGAAACACAGGAGAGGCUAAACUGGCCACGAUUGGACCAGAGGGCGCUACUGAGGCACCACUGAAAGGUCAUGGGCAAAAAGGCAAGGAAGACAUCUACAACAAGAAGAAGACCAAGAAGAAGAUCAAGAGGAAGAUCAAGAGAAGACCAAGAGAAGACCAAGAGGAAGACCCAGAGAAGACCAAGAGGAAGACCAAGAGGAAGACCAAGAGGAAGACCAAGAGAAGACCAAGAGGAAGACCAAGAGAAGACCAAGAGGAAGACCCAGAGAAGACCAAGAGGAAGACCAAGAGGAAGACCAAGAGGAAGACCAAGAGGAAGACCAAGAGAAGACCAAGAGAAGACCAAGAGGAAGACCAAGAGGAAGAUCAAGAGGAAGAUCAAGAGAAGACCAAGAGAAGACCAAGAAGAAAACCAAGAGGAAGACCAAGAGGAAGACCCAGAGAAGACCAAGAGGAAGACCAAGAAGAAGACCAAGAGGAAGAUCAAGAGGAAGAUCAAGAGAAGACCAAGAGAAGACCAAGAGGAAAACCAAGAGGAAGACCCAGAGAAGACCAAGAGGAAGACCAAGAGGAAGACCAAGAGGAAGACCAAGAGGAAGACCAAGAGGAAGACCAAGAGAAGACCAAGAGGAAGACCAAGAGGAAGACCAAGAGAAGACCAAGAGGAAGACCAAGAGGAAGACCAAGAGAAGACCAAGAGGAAGACCCAGAGUAG